AUGUCCGGACUAAUUGCUCAGACUGUCACUUCUGUGCUGGAACGCAUUCAAGCACCUUGGUCCAAACUGGAUCGUCAGAUGGGCUCUGUUCGGUCGUGGCUAGAUGCGAUUGAAUUCAAAGCCGAUCGUGUUCCGGCAACCGGCCCAUCAAGCGAAUCAGUCCGGGUAGAUGAUAAAGAAAAUCAGGAGACUGCCGUUGUACUCGACCGAUAUACAAUUCAAACACAUUUGUUCCUUCUCACGGAGCUCAAUGAUGAUCUAACACAAGGGUCCUCGCGCCUGGAUAGUUGUGAUCAACUCCUAGCUGAGCUUCAAUCGCUGCUUGAACUGUUGCCACCAGUCACCGCACUAUUUGUUGAACUGAAUCCAGAAUCCGAUUGUACAAAACCGGAUCAGGAAGCUCACGAUCGGUUCGAACAGUUACAAUGCGAACAGACUGCGUUGCAUCAUCGUCAGAUCGCACUCGACGCGCGUCAGAAAACCGCGCUGGAGACACUCCAAUCCGAACUGGAUCGCAUCCUGAUCGAAGAGAACAGACGCGAGGUGUGGGCUGAACGUAUCCGACAAUUAGAACACGCUCUGACAUGCGGUCCACCAACGGAGCUCGAAUGGAAUGGGACAGAGGCAGAACUGAUUCAGCGGUACAGCAUUGGAACAACCACAGAGCAUGCACAACUCCCAGCGCACGAGGAGUUUGGCAACACCGUAGAUCAAAUGAUUUCCGCUCAAACCAAAUUGAACAGUUCAUAUGAGGAAUUCCUCAAGGAACGCACCGAGGAGCUGGAAGCACUACGAACCGAAGCAGGCACUGAUGCUACACCGGGCAGUGAUCAAUUUCCCUCCUCGGACCUGGACAGUCUGCAACAUGUUGAUGGUCUAUUGAAAAAGCUGCAGGAUUGGUGUGCCUGGAAUGCGAAAAGUCUGCAUGUCCUACAAUCGGUCCACGACGCCUGGGAGCACUGGCAACGAUGGUGGUCGGAUAGUGGCGCAGUGAAACUCCUUACACACGGUGGUCCAUGUGGCCUCGUCCAAUACGAGUUACAAUCAUUCGAUCACACGAGUGAUCUAUCCGCCACUCUCAUCCCCAAACUGACCGAGUUACAGACCGACUUGAAUCGUUUGGCACAACAGGCUCAAUCAAACGGUCAGGCUGCCUUGGACAGAUUGACCAGGAUGAGCACCGAGUUGCAAACAGUACUAGAUGAACAACAUCGGUGGUCAGGCCCUGAAUGGGGCACUGCAACGGGGAACAAACUGGCUCACACACCACUCAGUAUAGGACUGCUUGCUUGUCAGCUACUGGUUCGUGAAGCGCAUUCCCAAUGGUCUUUCGGGUUCGACGAUCUUGGAUUGGCUCAGCAACGGGUACACGCUCGACUCACUUCACUCAACGCCUUUCUGUCUGAUCGUGAGAAUUUGCACACCCGUCUGACGCAUAUCGAGGAACAGCUCAACCAAAUAGAGCCUCGUCUUGUACUACCUCAGGAAAUCUCCCAAACCCCAGUGGACUGGAACCAGGCGACCGAUUCGACUUGGCCCGAACGUGAAAUGCCACACUGGCCUUGUCCGGUCGAAUCGGUGAUUUCGGCCUCUUUGGAUGGGCAGAUCAAAUUGUCCGCGGCGGCCAGGCAGUUGAAAAAAGAUGCUCAGUCGGUAGGUGAGCGAUUGUUUUGUUUGCAACGGACGGUACAUUCUCUCGGUCUGGACGAAGCCCCGGUCUCAGACGCGACCCUGCCUGCACAUUCCAACAUUUUGGCUUCCCUCACCAGUCAACACGCGGCCUUGGUCAAACGCACAGACCACGUUGUCCAGCGUCUCGAACAGGCUGUUCGCUCGCAUCAUCAACUGGCCGAAUCGUGGCAUGUAAUGACCGAAUGGAUUGGACAACUGCAGCAAAGUCUGGCACAUUACACCAGUCUCUCUGGAGAUCGACAUAUGCUUCAAGCAAGGCUGGAAUUGAUCAAAGACUUGCAUUCCAUCGCAUCAGAAGGAAAUGUGAAAUGGACCGAAAUCAAACGGUGUGUGGAAUAUAAUCUACAACACGGCCUAAUCCCCGUGCAGGAAGAAUUGACGAAACUCUCUGAGAUUGCCGAAUCGUUCAAUUUGGCUCAAGUUCGUGCGGCUAUUCUAUUUCACAGUUUCGAAAUUCAUGCCCGUUGGAUGGAUGCGCAAAAUCAAAUACAAACUGUUAUGGACCAAUUGGGAACCGGGAUUGAGACUUGGCAAUUAUUUGAAUACACUCGUGAUCGAUGUGUGGCCUCGAUGAAUCGUUUAGAAAGUUGGCUAAAAUCACAAACGAACAGUGUGAUUCAUUCGAAGGAGGAUAUUGUGGAUCGAUUGGAAGUGUUCAAAUCAGUCACCGGCUGCCUUGCUCUGAUUCCAGAAAAUUCUCAGGAUUCAAUCGCUCAGGUAGAAAUCACUCAGGUUGACGAUCAUGAUGAUGAUGAUGACGAUGUUGAUGAUCAGACUAUGUCGCCCAAUCAGCUGGCAACCGAAACGCGCCAAUUAGCCAACCAACUUCAUUUGACCUUGAGAAAAUUGCCCAAAGUGGCGGACGAAGUCCCUUCCGGUCUUGGUGAUCUUGAUGAGGCAAGCCAGGUUCAAAUGAUGGAUGCCUUUACACUUUCCACUGUACGCGUGAAUGAGAUCUAUGCACGCAUCGCCCGGCUACAAAAAACGCUCGCUGAGCUAUCGACAGUUUGGCAAAAUCGACUCAGUGAAUUAACCAAUUGGGAUGACUCAGUACAUAUGGCCGAAGACAAUCUACUAUUAAUCGCUCAUCGAGUGGAACAGAUUCGAACACAAAUUACCGCCCAUCUGACAGACCUUGAUACAGAUAUGGCUGAGACCACUCUGGAAGAUGCGUUGAUUCAGUUGGAUGAUCUGAACUCGGAACUCGCUCGUCUGAGUACCGAGUUGUCCGAAGCGCAGAACAAACUGCAUACACUCAUUCCUUGCCUGACCGAACGCGGUCGUCGAGCCAUGACCGAACGCUUGGACCAAUUGCAACAGGACUGGACACGCCAGUCUCAUUCAAUCGAACAGUGCCGAACGGAAUUAGUUCAACGACAAACCACAUGGUCCACUCUGUCCGGCCAAUUAGAGAUGCUAAUCGAGUGGAUUACCAAGCAGACAACCAAUUUAUCUCAACUCCAGCAUUCGAUUCCGUUGCAGCCUCAAUCGGAUUCCGUGUUGCUCACGGACGGGGCCACUAAAUCCUCGCCUGGUCUAAGUCUGGCUAUGCAAUGCAAUGCCCGUGCGGUAGAAUCCCAGGCGUUCUGUGAACAGGCACGUCAGUUCGUUCGGACAGUGAAUGCCAAAUAUCCCAAAGUCGAACAACUGACUCGUGCUAUUCAAGCCCUGAACGAAACGGUGCUGGUCUCCAACCUGGAUGCGGCUAUAGCCACAUCACUAGAUCAGACCACGGAACAGUUUCAUCAACUUCAACAACAAGCACUGGCUCUGUUUGCGGAAUCACGUGGUCUGAGUGAUCUGUGCUCGGAAUUCGCCCGUAUUUACGGUGAAGUUUGGAAAGAGCUAGCCCAAUUACAGAACCAAUUUGCUCAUGGUGCCAUGUUUACCGUGGACUCAGAUGCAGAUCGUGGCAGCACACAACCGGAGCACUCGUGUGUGCUGGACAGCACUGCUCUUGAACAAUGGUCCAGACAAUUGGGGACCAAGGCCCAAUUGGAAGAACUGAUUGCACACGGCUCGUUCAAACAACCGAUCCAAUCGGCCGCCGAAAGUCAGCGCACAAUAGCUGAACGUGUUGACGGGUUGAGAAUUACGGCCACCAAACUGGAUACAUUCAAAUUUGAAUCUGUGCAGCUUCCGUAUUUGGCAGAGCCGAGGACAGAUGCCACUCGAGCUGUACAGUUCCUGUUGAUACAACUUUCACAGUUGGCCAAAACCUGUCAAACUCGUUUGGAUCGUUUACGUGUGGAACAAAACACUGUGAACGAAGUCGAUCAGUUGUUUGAACGUGUUGAUAGUGAGUUGGAUCGAUUCGAAGGAGAACUGUCUGAGAUUCAAAGUGUAGACCGUCCCACAGACGAACCCAGUGUGACUGACGCGUGUGUGCAUUGGAAUUUGAUCGAUUCGUGGAUGAAUUUUUGCCAAUCACGUGAAUCACGUUUAAGAGAUGCGAGUCCCCAAUUGGUUGCAUUGAAACCGACACUGGAUAAACUGCAGUUGAUAAUUGGUCAACUUCUGGAAGGCACAAAUCGUGUGUAUUUCCAUUUGAAUCAACAUCUCGUCCGUGUCAAGUCCAAAUAUGAAAAUCUCACUGUUCGUUCACGCCGCCUACAAACACAGCUUGGUGAAGAGUAUAAGGCAUGGGAUCAUUUCGUCACUUGUUUUCGUGAGGCGGAAGAUUGGAUCACAUUAGACGAAUCGGCUGUGGAUCGGAUUUGGUCGGAUGACGCUCCCCAAUUGGAUGGUACGCCAGCAAAUGAGGAUGGCAAAUGCAAACCUAUGAAUGAUAAUUAUGAAGAGAUUGUUCAAUGUUUGGAUAGAUUGGAGCAGAUAGAGAACAAUUUGUGUGAAAAAGGUCGUGUGGCUCGGGAUGCUGUGGAACAGUCUGUUCAAAAUUUGAUGCUCAGUCGAGUUAUACAACCCGGUGCAAAGAGUUUCGACUCUGGUCGUUCAUCGUCAUUUGAUGUUCGCCCGUUAACAUUGGCUUUGGAACAUUUUUACGCCCGUUGGGAUCGACAUACUACUCGACUGCAACAUAUACGAGCUGAACUAGGGCAACAGUUGCUCUCACAAAGUCAACUAGAUACUACAUUUGAUCGGGCUCAGCGUUGGUUCCAAGGUUUGGUUCUCCAACUGGAUGCCACGGAACAGGACACCGGGACGAGUUUUUCCAAUCUGAUCGGAUCAAUUUUGAUGCCUUUGGGUGAUCUGGAUCAAAUACUGGCCUAUCUGUCCGGUUGGAUUUCUCCCAAAUCACACACAUGGGAUACGCUGCACGCGGAAGUGGAGCAUUUCCUUCAAAUUGAAAUGCCACAACUGGAGCAAGUGAUUCAACAACAUGCAAAAGCGGAACACCUAGCUCGAACACGUCUGAACAGAACUAGUGCCAGUGUGGAUGUCACCGAUGGAUCCGCUUCCGGACCGGAACGUUUAAUGACAUUCACAAAACAAGUACGCGAUUUUGAACAGUGUUUAGAACGAAAACGUGUAUCAUGGAACCGUUUGGUCACACAGUGUGAGAAAUUUGCUCAAACUCGGGCCGAAUUGAUCACGUGGUUGAACUCGGAACAGCAAAAGGUUCAGGCACUUGUCGCCAGUAUGGAACGUUGCACUCGACCCACCGUAAUGGAUCUUCGCAAGGGUCACCGGCUUUCCGGUUGCACGGAACAGAUGCAACUUAAAUUGGCCCAAAUAGAACGUCUGACGGAAACAAUGCGCAAACAAAGUGAUAGGAAAUUGAACGAGUUGCAAACGAUUGUGACAACACUCUUCCAGUCAGCCGUUCAUCCAUCUGGAACAACAAUUGAUCUGUUGGAGAAGUUCUCAUCAGACCAGUUGACAGACACGGCUCGAAAACAGGUUCACCAUUCUCUAGACUGUAUGACUGAUUUGAUCUCACAGACACAAGCGUGGAUCACUCGAUGGUCUGAGCUGGCUGUCACCGUGGAUGAGUUAUCCCAAUGGCUGACCGAGCGAGAGAAUAGUCUGGCCGAGUCGAUCGCGGCUGAAAUCCGAUCGGAAGUUUAUGCCAGCACGGUACAUUUGACCGGACUGGACGAUGUGCGACGUUUGGUCGAACGUGUGCACGACCAAGUUCGAUUUGGGCAAGAAUUUCGUGUAGAACUGGUUUCAAAACAGGCCAGUGUGGAAGCGUUGCUGGUGAGUGCUCGAAAUCUUGUGACCAGUGGUUCAUUUCCCCCAAAACAGGCUGCUGCAAUGGAGCAACAGGAGACUCGAGCUCCAUUGGUUACCAGUCUAGCUGUGACUCAAGCGACACAACUUAUGCAACGUUAUCAAACCCUGCUCAGCCUGAUUGACCGUCGCACUCAACUCAAUUACACAGCUAGUCGAACGGUUGAACAACUGCUAGCCGCCUGUGAAACAUACAAAACAUGGGCUGAGGAGCUUGACACACAACUGAAACUAACUACUAGACAGUUAAAUCCGCAAACUGCCAGUGCUGACGCAGAUGUGACUAAUGAUUCCGAUGAAACCGGAGAUGGAAUUGCCACAUCUGUACCGGCUCUCGAUCUAGAUACGAUACGAAAAAGUGCGAGUACACUUUCAAACCGUUUAGAAUCCGGGGCCAGCCUGGUUCAGCUGUGUCGCGAUUGGACUGAUCGCUUCGUGGCCGAGCUCGCUUUGCAACGCGGACAACGUCGUGCGGAACAAGAAACGCUGCAACACUUUCGUGGCGUGACAUCUCCAACCGUGACGGCGGUUUCAACAACUAGUCAACCGAAAGUUCGUUUGUUUGUGAUCAGUGAUUAUGAGACUUGGUCUAACGCUGUCCGAUCAGUGCAAGAACGCACAGACAAAUUGCACAAGAAAGCAAGCAGUCACAAUCUGGCCCAUAUGCAAUUGUUAUCCUGGUUGUCUAGUGCGUCCAGUCAAAUCGAUGCAAUCGUUCAACAUGCCAGCCCGACCAGUAUCGCUGUGACUAUUGCGCAACAGUUUACCGAAUUCGAAAAAUCCAUGGAAUUAAUCGAGCAACAAACCACAGAAGCGGUGGACAAGUUGACACAAAUGGCAUCCGAUUGUAUGAUUCGUGAGCAUCAAAUCAAUCGGCUGGAAGAUGUGGGUGGUCCAGGUGGUCGAGUGGAUAUAGCAAACAUCAAAGAUCGUUUCAUGCAAAUGGUCAAUCACUUGCAUGAGUCACGAACUGAGUUGUGCGCCCGGAUUCAUAAAGUACAUGCUUUUCAAUCUGCCUCCAUGGCAUUUUCUGCAUGGCUGGUUGAGAUAGAAAGUCGUGUGGACAGUUUAGUCAGUGAGGAUGGGCUGUUAGUCAGUUCGAAUGUGCACUCAAGAACACGAGCCAUGAACGCUUCCACUGAUCUGACAUUGGAUAGCCCCGGUCGAACUACCUACCGCGUGACUCAUAUUGCCGAUGCCGAACGUCGAUUGGUGAUUUUCCAGAAUUUGGGCGAAGCAUUACACGGUCGUGGACGUUUGCUGGCCAAACGUACCUCAGAUUCCGGUGAGCAGUUGAUUGCAAAUUUGCGUCUAGCGGAAGAAAAUGUGGAACUUGAUCAGUCAGUAUCCACCAUGGACUCGUGCCUUCAGCUCAGUGUGUUGAUUCAAGAUCACGUGGAGGAACUGCAGAGCCGUAUGGCGCGACUGGAACAAACGCAGGCCGAAGAAAUCAAUGGGCUGACGGAAUUGUUGAGUGUUUGGAAUGAGUGUUUGGAUCAUAUCGAUCAGCUGACUGUGUGGGUACAAGAAACACAAACCACCGUACGUCAACUGUUGCAAAGACAGAGCGGGAACACAAAGACAAGAAAACAGGCAGCUGUUGAUUUUGAGAAUGUGAUGGAUCAACUGCGCGAAUCGGCUGAACUCCACGUUCAGUAUGACCAAACAGUGGGACAGACUAAUGAAUGGUUGACUCGUAUCGCUGAUCGACUGAAUGCAUGCCUUUGUCCAAAUGAGGCAAUCAGUCAGGCCGAAAUGGAGCGUCGAAUUGCAGCCGGUCGGGUCCUCACCGAGGUCCUCACUCGUGAAACCAAAGCGUACCUGGAUCCGCUUGUGACUCUAUCCGAUCGAAUCGUUCAGUCCGCGGACAAUGUGAGCACUACUUUGGUAUAUGAUAAACUGGACGGAUUCAGACAAACGAUCCGGGAACUGCAACAACAAUUGGUCAAUGCGGGAAACACACUGGAGAUGCGAUUGAACCGGUGCACCAAAUGGACCAAUGCCAAAACGGACGUCAACGUUGUGUUGGAAGGUUUGGCUCAGGAGAUUGUGCAGGUGAUCAGUUCCGAGGCCAGUGUGGUCGCGGAUGAGAACGGGGCACCGUUGAGCUCAGCCCGAUUGAUGGCUACGAAGCAAGCGUAUAUUGAUUCGUUAAAGACUGUUCGACAUCGCCUGGAAGAUGUCAGUCCAAAAUUGGAACAGAUGAAGCGUGCGGCCAAGGAUCUGGUUCAGUCACAGGCACAACAAACAGCGAUGAAAGAGGUGGAUGAACUGGCCUCACGCCAUGCAAAAAUGUUGCAAGAAGUUGAAAUCCGAAUCGGAAAGAAUGAGCAUGUGUGGCACAAGUUAUACAACUUCCACACCAAGCUUAGCGAGGCCGAGGGCUGGAUCCUUUCCCUGUCGCUCAAACUGAUGGCAAUUCACAUUACCGAACCGGAUGGACCACAGGGAGUGAUUCGCCUAGGCCGUGCCCAUGCGGCUUUGCGUCAACAGUUUGAGACAUUUCGCGCGAUCACAGUGACCGAACUAAAAGAAAUGGCACAGGCCUGUUACACGGAACUACGUUCGAGCGCGGAAUUCGACCAAGCAGCUCAGAUGGGACGAGAUGUGAUCGGAACCAAUACGGCCGAACAGGUGGCCAAUUUUGUUCGGGAUGCACAGACCGGUUCGAACAGCACGACCAACCAGCCCGCCCAGUUAACUCAUUCGAACCCGUUGCUUGGUGAGGUUGUGCAGCUUGAGGCGAAUUGUGAUAGUGUGAACGAGACGUCCGAACAAAUUAAGAUGCGGUUGCUAGAUCAACAGGAACGUUGGGCUCAUUUUGUUGCGGUGCUCGGUCGUGUGUCUGAUCAUUUGCGCGAGGAAUUGACCGCCUGGUGGCGCAAUCGUCCGCAACGCGUGUGGAGUACAAAACACUCGCGCACACGAUCCAGGCGUUCAAAACGUCUGAGUUACACGAGCUCGGAUGAGUCUGGAUGCGAGUCUUUGCACAGCUCGGUCCAACAGAAACCGGUGCCUGGUCUGUCGCAUCCACGAGAAAUUGCCACCCAGACUGCCGAGGCCGAAGCUGCCAAUGCACGAAUCAUGCUAAAACAAUAUGUGAGAGAUUUGAACGAGCUGAAAAUCCGCUGGGAUCAGCAGCAUAUUUGCGAGGCAGAGUUUGAUGCGUGGUUGACUUCAAAAGAAGCAGACGUACGAGAUGCAAUCAGCCAGCGAUCGCAUCGUAGGCGACAUCAUUCGAGCUCACAACGCACUUCCGACGAACGUGCCUCGGGAACGUAUGAGCGGUUGAUUCAUGCCAUGGACACGGCUCAUUUGGAAACUAUUCAGAAUGAAUUACGUGCCAAAGGAUCCGUACUGACUAAUCUGCGUAUGCAGCGCCUUGAAUUGAUAGGUGGAGGGGAUAGAACGGCCACGGGAGAUAUGGGGCCUCUUGGUGCGAUCGAAUCCCGGCUCAAAGCUCUACUCACACGUGUGGAGGAGGCAUUGACUACUCGACGGGAGCUUAUCAGUCAAGCGAUUGAAGCAACUCGACUCACAGACAAUCUGCACGAGGAUUUGCAUAAUGUCGUUCGACGUUCCACCGGGUUGGACAUGGUUGAAUGUUCUCCACGAACAACAACCGGGCGGAGUAAUCUGAAGUCUCAAAUCGGUUAUUCGCAAAAGCCGUUCAAACCGCCAGUCGAGCGUCUCAAAUCGUCCAAACGUCCAGUGUUUUGGACAAGCAGUACUCACCUUGCGGAACAUCUACACGAUACUAAUCUGUCCCGAACCCGCUCACCGUUCACUAGCCACGUGACUAUCCCAACGUGUUUAUCACCACCCACGGUCAGUACACGACCGCGUCUGAAUCAGUUGUCCGCCGCCCAAUCAGUGCCAAAUUUGCAUGCAUCCGAAACUCGUGCACUGGAAUCCUAUUUUCCCGAUACCUUAGACUGGCUUUGGUUCUCACCCAACACUCUUCUAGCUGAAGCUGGUGGAGUAGGAACGAACGCAGAACCCAGUCCGGAUCUGCCUGUUAUACGUGCAGACCUCGAGGGCGAAGAACCUGAACCCACAGUGGAACAGCAACUUCGUUCCCAGACUCCAUCUAUCCGACCGGCGAGAGAUGAGCCCGGCGCCUUAGAUAAGUCGCGAUCUUCUUCACGAAACUCACUGGUGUUUGGACGACCUUGGCGGAUGCAUCGAACGACCAAGCGCGGUACAGCUUUUGGGGAUUCAAACCUGUCUGCUUCGGCAUUGGUGCUGCCCACACGAAGUGAAGUCCCAACAACAACGACGACGACAGCAGCAACAAUGCUAGAUCAAGUAAAUACUCACCAAAGCUUCGAGCGAUUACCUACUCAACGACUGCGUUCCGAUAGUCCAUACCCAACUCAAACUAUGUUAAGCCAUGGUUUGUCGAUUGGUGGAUCGUCUCAAGCUGAGAUUCCAUUAGCUAUGGCCUUUCCGGAUACUCCUGCGUUUCCUUUGUUAUUACGUCGCAGCAUUUCUCCCGUGUUGUCCCGAGCGCAUCGUCCGACUGUUCGUUAUGUAGAUAGUUACUCUGGUACAGAUUUGAGUCAGACAGUUGCUACCAGUUCGCGUCGCCAGAGUGGGUUUGGGUUCAGUGCGUAUGGUGCAUCCCAACCACUGGAUUCAAUUGCUGGUCCAUUGGGACCUAUGCUAUUAUCGUCAUCCACCACAGUGUUACCAACACGUUCCUUGAUGCGUCACACACAAGCAGCCUCGCGCUCGGGCACCCCACGCUUUGAUCUGUCUUCUGAUGGUUGGACUUCUGGUCUGGGUUCUCGAGCAAGUCAAAUGCGCCUAUCAGGGGUUCGUGGUACUGAACGGAUUGCAUCACCAGCCCUGUCUGAAUUAGAAACAAUUUUCCACACCGGACGUCCCCAACCGGCGGGUGCAUCAAUUUCGGACUCCAUUGUUACACAAGUAGGUAAACCACUUGGACCUCAGCACCCGUUGACCUCGCGUGCUUAUCGGUAUCGUUUGGGCACAAGUACACCGCUUAUUCCCACAGUUAUGGAAACAAUCAGUUCUGAUAGUCCCGGCCGGUCAGAAAUACGUGCAUUUGAUGCCUUGACCUCGCGUGCUGAAUCACCAGCCGCUGAAUAUUCCACCUCGAUCACAGAUAGUACGACCAGAACAAGCACAACCACGACCACGGCUACAUCGAGUACGGCUACCACAUAUCAUCUUCCCCGACCAAUACAAACCCCAGCACAGCUUGCGCUCGAACGCUAUCGAAGUCGGAAACGUAAUCCGAGUGGUACUCAACAUACCGGAGAUUGA
Echinostoma caproni is the source of this 11178-nucleotide messenger RNA. NCBI's taxonomy places the organism in Eukaryota, Metazoa, Platyhelminthes, Trematoda, Plagiorchiida, Echinostomatidae. The record is from the annotation of a GenBank genome assembly.